Molecule: messenger RNA, 2422 nt
Organism: Myxocyprinus asiaticus (Chinese sucker)
Lineage: Eukaryota; Metazoa; Chordata; Actinopteri; Cypriniformes; Catostomidae
Product: growth/differentiation factor 10-like
Exons: 3
Coding region: 157-1467 (436 amino acids)
Biological process (GO): BMP signaling pathway; SMAD protein signal transduction
Cellular component (GO): extracellular region
Molecular function (GO): cytokine activity; growth factor activity
Source: RefSeq, a predicted model, not a curated record
AUUACGCAAAGGGGAUUCUGCACUCUAAGAGGCUUUUUUUAUAUAUCAGUCCUUCUCAGACGAACCCGAGCUUUCAUCUAUCAGCCAUCUACCAUUUGGUCUCACUUUCAUCAUAUGUUUUAAGUUUAAAGGGAUUGUGAGGUCAACAUUGCCAAUAUGGCAACAAUAUGCGUUGCGGCACAAAUCUUUAUCUGCCUUAACAUCGUAAAACUCUACUUAGUGAACUCCUCUGAACUAAACGGAGAUACACCCGCCACAGAACCGUCAUUUCACAAUCCUGAUCUGGACAUGAUGACCAUUAAUAUGUACAGAGUUUAUGAUAAAUACAGCAAGAAGCAUCAGCAUCAUCAUGGUCAUCAACAGAACGUAAAUACUGUCAGAAGCUUCAAACCCGUCCCAGAGCUCUCCCACCAUAGGGUUUUGUUCAACUUCAACCUGAACUCUAUCCCUGAUUCGGAAGUGAUCUUGACUUCAACGCUACACUUUCUUGACCAGCAAUCCCGUCAACGGCCAUGGCACUGCAGACGUUCCCGUGGCGCCUCAUGUCGCCUUCAGCACCUGCAGCCACUUACCAUGGGGCAUCUCAUCAUUAAGGGCACAUCACCAAAUGCUGCCAUCCCUUGUCUGCUGUGCAACAUCACAUUGUCCUCUAACAGAAAGGGGCUAUGGCAGAUUACUGAUGUAUCAUCAGCCAUCAAACAUGCCAAAGCUCAGGGUGAGCUCUUGAUUACUGUUGAGUUUGACUUUGGGGACAGGUACCAGAGACGCCAGCAUCACUUGUCUCCUCAAAGCUUGCCAUUUAUUCUUGUAUACACCAACGACAUUGCCAUAACAGAACCAAACAGUGUUGCGAUCAGCCUGCAAAGAUACAGUCCAUCUCCAGUGUUUGAGGAGAAAGGGACCAAGCCUCCCUCAGCUUCCUUAAGUUCUAGAAUCAGAAGGGAAGUUGAUAACUUGCAGAAUAACUAUCUACCUAAUGUCCACUACAACGAUCUUAAGAACAGGGAGUUAUGGGACAGUACCUUUUUUGCGAAAAAGCCCAAAGUCUUGCCAAAAGGCCAGGACAAUCAUGACAGGUUGAGAGGAUCCCAGAAGCUCAGCUUUGACGAGAAGACAAUGAAAAAAGCUAGACGCAAGCAGUGGAGUGAGCCACGAAUGUGUACGCGCCGUUACCUGAGGGUGGACUUUGCUGACAUUGGCUGGAGUGAAUGGAUAUUAGCUCCAAAAGCAUUUGAUGCCUACUACUGUGCAGGAACCUGUGGAUUCCCAAUUAAGGUUGUUCAUCCUUCAAAUCAUGCAACCAUCCAGAGUAUAGUGAGAGCCGUGGGAAUAGUCCCUGGAGUUCCAGAACCAUGCUGCGUACCUGACAAGAUGAGCCCUCUGGCUGUGCUGUUCCUUGACAUAAGCAGGAACAUUGUACUGAAGGUCUUCCCCAGUAUGUCUGUGGAGACCUGUGCCUGUCGAUAAGCUAUUAUGGUAACUAAUGGACAUAGAUAAAUAGACAUCAGACUUAAAAAAAACACAAUGAACUCAGCCCAAGGAAAUGGGGAACUGGUUAAACUUUCCAUUCUACAAAUAAUGAAUCUUUUGAUAUCUGCAAAUAAGACCUCAACACCUCAAAACAGUUUUGAUUUGGAUCUUUUCACACAAACGCUCUAUCCUUUUUCCACUCUUUCUAUUUUAAUGAAUUGUAUAUAAUCCUUAUUGUAACAUUUAGUAAGCCAAACGGUUUUCUUUUUGAAUAAAUACAUGGCAAAUUGACAAGAACGUAAUGAUUUAAACAGAUUUCUGUAAAUAAAUUCUUGUUAUGUGUCUGCAUUGAGGGUAAUUUGUUUGGUCUGUUGGCAUGUAAGUUAAAGUUUAACUUGCUGUAGAAUUUACGAGUGCAAUGGUGCACUGCAGAAUCUUGCAUGUAAAAGUAAACCUCAGACCAUUUUUGUUCAUUUGUGAGACGGACAAUGAGGAACUUUCAGCAUACUGCUGCCAUCUAGUGCCUGGUGACGUUUAAGGCCCUUGUAUUCUAACAUUAACGACAACUUGCAUGCUUUUUUACCUUGUGAGGCCAGACCAAAUUAGUUAUUGAUAAGUCAUAGCUAUAGAACAAGUUAUAAAGUAAUCAAAUAAAUUAUGGAUUCAUUAUUGUCAUAGAGUUUGCAGUAAAGUAUAUGUCUCAGAGAUUUUGUCAAAAAUGUGUGAAACUUAUCAGAGUUUUGUUUUUUGCUAUUAUAAGUCAUUUGUAAUUAUUUUUUCAUACUGUAUUACUUGUGUUUUUAUGCAAAAGAUUUCUUCAACCACUGUUGUUUGAUAUAAACAAAUUUUCUGUGAAAUCCUGGAGGAUUCUUUAGUGUACAAAGACCUAUUAUGAUUAUUAGAAUCUAAGAAUGUUUGCAAUGACAGGGCAAAGGCCUCUAACCCAUUAAAG